GUUGUUCUACUGUUGUUUUGAGUUGUUCUGCUUUGUGUUUUACUGGUGUUUUAUAAAAACACAGUAUUUUUGAAAACUUUUCCGUGUGAUAAUAUUUUUGUAAAAGUUAAUUCAAAUUACAGUAUUUUUGUAAAUUUCCCAAAAAAUUGUCUAUCGAGCCCUUCAAUUGAUGGAUCAUCCACUUGGGCCCGGAUUUGUGAGAAACCAUGAAAGAAGAGCCCAUCUGAACAAAGCAGGAAGGGAAAGCCAGGGGUUAAGGCCCGACUACUAGGGACAGUUGAGAACCGGAGGGAAUCAUCGUGGCGGCUUGGCCGACCUCACACUACAUUCUUCACUUCUUCUUAACUCCUCUCUAUUACUUUAAUGGUGUAUGGUGCUCUUGCUCAAUGUCACCCUCUAUAGCUUAGCAGUUAGCACCAUGGCAAUGGGAGUCCCAAGCCUGAAAAAUGAGUUCAGAUACUUGUCAAGGUCUCGUCUUCUCUUUUCUCUCAUUUUUCAUAUUCCACACCCACUCCCACACCCCGCCUCACCUCUGCCCUUUCCAGCUAGCUUCUUCGCUUCAGAUCAGUUUGGAUCAAAUUCUUUGUGUAAUCUGCCAAAUUCAUUGAUUUCUUCAUCUGGGUCCUUCUCAGUUUCUGCUCCCAAAUUCGCAGUAUUUGGUCAUGGAAUGGACUUGGCGACUCCUCGCCACUGUAAGGGUUUCAGGCCAUUCUCAGCUUCGUCUAGCAAAGAGCUCCCCAAUUCUGGUACGCUGAAAAUGUCGAAUUCUUCUGAGAAUGCGCGCGUUAGGAAUCCCGGUCCUGAAAGAACGGGAUCGAAAGCAUUUUGGAAGAAAGCUUGGGAAGUUGUUGGUUGGAUUAAAAGGGGUGAGAAUGAUUUGGAGUUCAAAUUGAAUGGGUUCAGUGUAAGUCUAUCAAAUGCUUUAAUCACUCUGAUUUUGCAGUUAUUGAAUUCAGAGAAAAUUUCUGCUUUGCGUUUUUAUAAAUGGAUUAAAGAUUCAAGACCUGGUCUUGGUCGUAACUAUGAUAUUUGCAGUUUGAUAGUUGAUAAUUGUGGAAGAUUAAAAGAUUACGAGACAAUGACUUGUACUUUGAAUGAGUUUAGUAAAAAAGGAAUUUGCUUGACUCAAAAUUCAUUUUUGUUCAUACCGGAGUUGGCCACAGAUGAGGAUUCUCUUAAGAAUUACGUUAGUGAUGUUGUAAUGAUAUUGAAUGGAGUUGGUGGAACAUGUCGAUCUUCUGGAGUUGGCUCUUUGAUUCAGAUGUUUAGCAGCUUAGGCUCAUUUAAAAUGGCCAAGUUUGUAAUGGAGAUAACAGAGAUGAACACGACUUAUUACAAUAUCAUGAUUAAAGAAACAUGUCGCAGAUGUGAUAUUGAAGGUUCAAGAGCUCUAGUUCAUGAAAUGAGGCAACUGGGUUGUAAACCAAAUGUCACAACUUACAAUCUUUUUUUUAGUAACUUGUGUAAGAGCGGUGAACGUGCUGAAGAAUUACUCAAGGAAAUUAAAGGAAUGGAUUGUUCUCCCAAUGAAUUAACCUUUGAGAUUAUUAUUUCUCACUUAUGUAAAGUUGGCAAGUUCGAUUUUGCCAUAGAGCUUUUGGAUAACAUGAUGUUGUGGGGACUCAAACCUCGGCUUACAACACAUGCUGUCUUUGUCAAGGGUUUCUUUAAGGUGCGUAGAUAUGAGGAGGCGCAUAAGUAUGUGGUUGAUGCAAGUUUUAAGCAUAGUUACUCGAGCAACGCAGUUUACAGCUUGUUCGCAGAUCUUUAUCUGAAGGAAAAAGAUUUGGUCAGCGCCCAAGCCAUUAUCUCCGAGAUGAUUGAAAAGGGUCUUAGGCCAAGCAUUCGAGUGUGCAUGACUCUGUUGAAAGGUCUCCAGAGUAUAGGCAGACAUGAAGAAGCUAGAGAUUUGGAGAAGAGAUUCUCUAGUCUUGAUUUUGAGGACAGAAUAACAGAAAUGGGAUAAUUCUAUGUUCGCGGAGUGAUUUAUACAGACACAGACAGACUUGUAACCUUUACAUCUUCAGAGUAUUUAUAUGGGCGGGAACUAAUCAUUUAUGGGAUUAACUUAUCAAAUUUACUAUCUUGGAACUUCCUAUGGCUGAAACAACAAUGUCGAAAGCUUUUUGGUACAAGUUGUACAGAUUAGUUUCCAAUUCUAUAUCCUAAAGCAAACAAUUCCUUGUGUUCCAGGGAUGCGUUUUUGGCAGUCCUACGCGAGUCACCUAUAAGUAUAACAAGAUAAAUACUCAACAAAGUAGGAAAAGACAGGAGAAGCCCUUUUUCUGUACUGAUCUACACUUGAUAUCACAAUUCUUUAGCGUAAAUAGAUCUUCAUGUUUUUUAUCACUAAGAAGAAUUAAUAUCCUUAGAUUUGUAAUUUUGACGUGCUUGUAUUUUUCUGGGAUCACUUUUGAGAUACUGUGAUCUUCCUGGCAAUGAAUGCAUGGAAAUUUGACCAAUUUCCUUUUAAAUUCAGAA
Cannabis sativa is the source of this 2481-nucleotide messenger RNA. Its product is annotated as pentatricopeptide repeat-containing protein At1g05670, mitochondrial. Lineage: Eukaryota; Viridiplantae; Streptophyta; Magnoliopsida; Rosales; Cannabaceae. The record is from RefSeq and is a predicted model, not a curated record. The coding region runs from base 371 to 1966 and encodes 531 amino acids. Gene Ontology annotation, molecular function: protein binding. The transcript has 2 exons.